AUGCCUGUUGGUAUUCCAAAAGUUCCUUUUCAAGUUCCGGGAGAUAACGAUGCAAGCUGGUAUCUGGAUUAUCUCUUUUUGAUACUAUGCAAGCAGUGGAACCAGAUGUGCAUUACACUAGCCAUGGGAUUGACCGCUUCAAUCGCAGCUUUUCUCUUGGUCGGAGGAGAAAUUACCAAACGCAGAGCAUUCCCUCACGCUCGGGUAAUGAUCCAUCAACCUAUUAGUAUGCUUAAGGAUGAUGGCUUCAAAGACUGGGUCAUGGAAACAGACGAAGUAAUGAAAAUGCAAGAAGACAUCAUAGAGGCUUAUGUACAAAGAACGGGCCAGCCCCGAUGGGUUAUAAACAAAGACAUGGAAAGAGAUAAUUUUAUGUCAGCAAAAGAAGCCAAAGAUCAUGGAAUUGUGGAUCAUAUAGUGCGUACAGAAUCGAGACCUAUAGUGAAUGAAAAACCUAUAGUGAAUGAAAAACCUAUAGUGAAUGAAAAACCUAUAGUGAAUGAAAAACCUAUAGUGAAUAACAAACCUAUAGUGAAUGAAAAACCUAUAGUGAAUGAAAAACCUAUAGUGAAUGAAAAACCUAUAGUGAAUGAAAAACCUAUAGUGAAUAACAAACCUAUAGUGAAUAACAAACCUAUAGUGAAUAACAAACCUAUAGUGAAUAAAAAAUGGAGACUAGUUAACGACAAUGGCAAUGGAAGACCACCAUUUGACGACAAUGGCAAUGGAAGACCACCAUUUGACGACAAUGGCAAUGGAAGAGAAAAAGAAGUAAUUCAUAAUCAUCUGGUUAGGAUCGAUCUAAACCAGUCUAUUAUGUAUAUGAUUGUAUAUGAUUCAGCAUGCCAACUAUUAAACAACUUAUUAGAAAUGCAAGACAGCCAAUUAGAAAUGUCACGAAAGCCCCUGCUCUUCGGGGAUGUCCUCAGCGCCGAGGAAGAUGUACUAGGGUGUAUGUGCGACUUGUUCAGAUCAUGGGCUGAGAAAAAGGAAACAAUUUUUCAGUAUCAACGAUCAGUACCAGUGAAUAGAAUGGGGUUCUUCCGUUCACUAUCUAAAAAAGAUAGAUCUACCAUAUCCUUCUAUUGUGUAUGA
This is a messenger RNA of Durio zibethinus, 1095 nucleotides long. The record is from RefSeq and is a predicted model, not a curated record. NCBI's taxonomy places the organism in Eukaryota, Viridiplantae, Streptophyta, Magnoliopsida, Malvales, Malvaceae.